Messenger RNA from Tetrahymena thermophila SB210, 1827 nucleotides. RefSeq names its product zinc carboxypeptidase family protein. The transcript has a single exon. Lineage: Eukaryota; Ciliophora; Oligohymenophorea; Hymenostomatida; Tetrahymenidae. The record is from RefSeq and is a predicted model, not a curated record.
AUGGAUAAAUUUACCAUCUAAAAUCUAAAAUGUUAUAAGCAUCCAAAUAAAAACCUUCAAUUUAUUUAAGUAAAUGAUGUUCUGACACAACCUACUUCCAUUAAAUCUCUCUUUUACUGCUCUUCCUGUUUUAAUCAUGAUCUUCACUUUAAAUCUAUCAACUAUCUUAUGAUCGAUCAGAUUUUUUAAGAAGCAGAGACAAACAUAAUCCCAAAAUGGCCGCCAGUUAAUAACUACCAAAUCAUCUCAGAUCUCAUUGAUCUUACUUCCAAUUAAUCUUCACUUGACUAUGUCAAACAAAUUACAGACUUCUUUCAUCAAUUCAAAGAUGAAUUUCUAAAUAAAAUAGAUGUCAUCUAAAAAAAGAUGAUCAAUGAAGCCUUGAAAUAUCCUAUUGAUACAUAGCAAGUCAUCAAAAGAUAUUAAGAAAUUUCAAACAUUCUUCAGUUUAAGCAGAUUCUUAACAACGAAUAAUAUAAUAACCUCCAAGAUCAUUCAGCUCUCUGCAAACAAUUUAUCUCACAAAUGGAGUCUCAAAAAGAUAAAAACACUGAAUUGUUGUAAAUUCUACUAAGCGAAGCAAAUUAAUUAAAAACAAAUUUCAGCAUGGAAUAUCCUCACACCAUUAAAUAGUAAUUAUUUACUUUUAUUGAACAAAUUUCUUUCUUCAAUUUAGAUAUUUCUGAAGUUACUAGUACAGAUCAUAAUAACAAUAGAGAUCAUUAGGAAACUAACAUUACAAAUCAAAAUAAUUAAAGUGGAGAUUUAAAACUAACAUCAGAAUUAAUCAUGAAACUUGUUUCUAAUAAAUCAAAUUUAUGCUCUGACUAAUUCUUAGACAAGCUAAACGAGAGUCUUUAAAGCCUAAAUCAUCUAAUUAAAUAGUUUACUUUCAAUACAGUAGUGUUCAAGAAAAAUAAAGAAUAAAUUGACUUUUCCAAGAUUAGCGAAGAAAAAAUGAAUUUGAUAGAAGAAUAUGUAAAGCAUUCAAUAACUUUGUCAAGAGGGGAAUAGUAAUAUGAAUAGGAAGUAAAGGAUAGUUAUGAAAUUAAAUAAAUGACUUAAAUUGUAGAUUGUAAAAUGAGUUUCUUGAGGUAAGAAUUCAUUUAAUAGUUUGAAAAUUUCUUAGUUGAUGUAAAACCUUUCUUAAAAUAGAUUAAUUUUACUAAUAGUUUUACUGACAAAAAUAAAUUUGAUUUCUUCAGAAAUUUGAAAGAUAAAAGAUUUUAUUAUGCUUUAUAUGAGGAAAGUUUACCAAAUUUAGAUUUAAAAUUGUAUGCAACUUAAUUUUAAAAUGGGUAGAAAUAUUGUGUGGUAAAUAAAAAAGAAAAUGGUCAUUAUGAAAUUGAAAUUGAAAAAUUAAAUAAUAAUGAUUGGAUGAAUUGUAUAUCAAAUACAAAUUUAUAAAAAGAUUAGAAGUAUAUUUUUAGGAUAAAAAUUGUAAGUCAAAAUGAAGGUUAUUUUAUGAUAGGUCUAAUGAGAAAUUCAAAUGCUGAUUAAAAUGUAGGAUGUAAUGAUUAUUUAAGCUGUUACUUAAAGAAAUAUAAUCAAUAUGUAAUUAAAAAUGGAUCUUAUGGUAUUCAUAAAUAAUUAAAGGGAGCAGGAUUUAAGACAAGCGGAGAUAUGAUAGAAUUAAGAUUGUGUUUGAAAGAGUAGAUUUUAGAAGUGUUAGAUUAUCCUAAUUAUGAGUUUAAACUAGGAUUACAUGAUCAAUAUAAAUAGAAGCUUACAUAAUUUGAUGAUCUAAGAUUUUAUAUUGGCAUUUGUUAUUAAGGAAGCAAAUUAAUUUUAAUGGAUGUAAAAGUAGUGAAUGAGUUUAUAAAUUGA